AUGGCACAAGUGGGAGGCUGGGGUGAACAUGACACAGAAGACAUGUCCGCCCUCACAGGAAAAGUCAAGAUACAUGACGUGUGGGGCCUGUGUGGUUCAGACGUGUGGGGCCCCUGUGUAGUUCAGACGUGUGGGGCCCUGUGUAGUAAAGACGUGUGGGCCCUGUGUAGUUCAGACGUGUGGGGCCCUGUGUGGUUCAGACGUGUGGGGCCCUGUGUAGUUCAGACGUGUGGGGCCCUGUGUAGUUCAGACGUGUGGGGCCUGUGUGAAUUCAGACGUGGGGACCUGUGUAGUUCAGACGUGUGGGGCCUAUGUAGUUCAGACGUGUGGGGGCCCUGUGUAGUUCAGACGUGUGGGGGCCCUGUGUGGUUCAGACGUGUGGGAGCCUGUGUAGUUCAGACGUGUGGGGGCCCGUGUAGUUCAGACGUGUGGGGCCCUAUGGUUCAGACGUGUGGGGGCCCUGUGUAG
This is a messenger RNA of Homarus americanus (American lobster), 468 nucleotides long. RefSeq lists its product as uncharacterized. The record is from RefSeq and is a predicted model, not a curated record. Bases 1 to 468 code for a protein of 155 amino acids. The transcript is spliced from 3 exons. NCBI's taxonomy places the organism in Eukaryota, Metazoa, Arthropoda, Malacostraca, Decapoda, Nephropidae.